Marasmius oreades (fairy-ring Marasmius) is the source of this 1083-nucleotide messenger RNA. RefSeq lists its product as uncharacterized. The transcript is spliced from 6 exons. The coding region runs from base 1 to 1083 and encodes 360 amino acids. Gene Ontology annotation, biological process: endoplasmic reticulum inheritance; septin ring assembly. NCBI's taxonomy places the organism in Eukaryota, Fungi, Basidiomycota, Agaricomycetes, Agaricales, Marasmiaceae. Gene Ontology annotation, cellular component: endoplasmic reticulum membrane; cortical endoplasmic reticulum; perinuclear endoplasmic reticulum. The record is from RefSeq and is a predicted model, not a curated record.
AUGUCUGGAUAUCGAGUCCUUUGGAAUACUGUUUCUCAUACAGCUAAGCUGUCGACUGUUUUGCAGAUUCUCCUCUUCCUUCCCUUGACGCUGGCCACGCUUUCUCAACCUGCAUUUUUAUUGUUAUCACUGCUACUGUCGCUUCAUUCCGUCAUACAUGGCACCCUCAUACUACUAUGGGGUUCACCCGCACUCUCAGUCAUGCAGGUUCCCAUGCACCCGUUCGUGUUACUGGUCUGCUUCAAUGUGUUCUCGACUGCCGUUCAUCCUUGGCUGUUCACUGCAACCCAGUGGUGGGGGCAGUUAUUGAAGUUCUCCGGACCGUUCUUCAUUGUGUUGGAAGGUCUAUCGAGCCUAUUGGUCGCUCAGAAGCUUGGACAAGAGGGAAAGAGAUUGGUUGAAAGAGGCGAGGUUUAUCAGUUUGGAUUUUUGAUUUCAUCCGCCGCUACCUACGUUGGCUGUGCGUGGUGGAUUGUUGUGACAUACCCAGAUGCGGCUUCCUCUCCCCUGUCAUCCACAUUUCUAGGCGUGGCGUUGACUGCUCUGGUUUUCUUGACCUUCAUCGGGUUUUACCUGCGAAGAACCAAUAUAAUCGAAUCCUCCGCCCUCUCUCUCUUCAUCGCGUACAACGUAUGGCUUUGUGGGUUCGACCAACAAUCCUUUCUAGAUCUUGCCUCGGCAUAUAUGCCCCUUUUACCGAACGUCCUGCCUCAUUUCGAAGCACUGUUGAAUUUUGUAACAAAUACAUUACCCAAACCUGUUCUUAUUGCCCUCUUGUACCGCCUCACUAUUCUCCAUCUCGCAUCCCGAAUACUGCCCAACAUAGGUGCCGAUAGCUGGGAAAAGGAGGAUGGCGUAGACGAUGGAUGGGAAGGCAGGCCUACCUCAACCCUCACUCGUAUAGUCUUGACUUAUCGACAACUGUUAUUUGUCAUGGUGUACUCUCAUCUUUUGUUACUCGACUAUUCUUCCCAGAUAUGGUGGAGAUGGAUUAACAUUUUCUUUACCUUGACGAUGUGGGGUGUGGAACUACUCGUCAGUCCAGAUGACGACUUGGUUAGUAAAGAAUGGAAAGUGGAUUGA